CUGCUAUCACUUCGAUGAAGUCAGAUUGGACCGCAUCACUCUGAAAUCUUUCUGUCAUUUAGCCAACGCCUGCGGACUGUGAUCUCCCGCUUCAGUUUGUUUACCAUCUAGUCGCUGCUGGAGUCCUGUCCAACCAUUUGAUCCAAUCCGCCGAUGUUCCCCCACUUACUUACGCUUUGAAAAGUCCCUGCGUCUGGUGUGGGCAGUUCCAGGCUCCCACUUCCUGCAUCUUGCUCCGACACUUUCUCACUGAGACGCAGGGCAACACAAGACCUGCAGAGAAGCAGAGUCAUCGGCACCGGGCCCCGGGAGCGGGAGACUGACGGAAUACCCGGGAGCAGACAAUGAUCAGGAAAUCUGUCUUCCUCCUGUCUCUUCUCCAAGGGGUGCUGUCGGAAUGGUCUCUGAGGGCUCUGCCCCAACGGGCCAUCAGCAGGUCUUGUGUGGUCAUCCCCUGCACCUUUGACUUCCCUUCACACCCUCACACCGCCAUCCAUGGAGCCUGGUUCAAGUACUGGUAUUACUGGAAGUACACCGUGUAUUACUCCAAAGACCCCAACUACGCGAUGUCCAACUUCAAGGGGAGAGCCAAAAUCAUUGGAAAUCUGGGAAAGAAGGACUGCUCUCUGAGGAUCGAUAACGUCAGACCCGAGGACAGCGAUGUUUACUACUUCUACGUGGAACUGGACGGGUUCACGACUCACAGCUACACCUCACCCAUCCAACUCCAGGUUCUAGAGGUUCCUGACAGACCGGAGAUUUUACUCCCGGGAAAUCUAACAGAAGGUACCCCGGUGACUAUCGUCUGCAAGGCCAUCUACACCUGCCCCGAGAACCGUCCCUCUCUAACCUGGAGUGAGCUGCCCAACUCGACUGUCAACGUGUUUGCGGAGAACUCGAGCGGGGAGAUCUCCUCCGUACUGGCGUUUACUCCGUCCUUCGUCCACCACAGUGGAACCGUUCGCUGUACGGUGGACUAUUCUGGAACUAGUCAUCGACUGGAGAACUCUGUUACUCUGAACGUGACAUAUUCCCCCAAGAAGACCGUGGUACAAUGGACCUUGAACAAGGAUAACGGGAUCUCCUUGAGUUGUUCAAGUGAAGCCAACCCCAACGUCACCCAUUUCUCCUGGUUCAAGACCUCCGGCGGAGCAGAGACUGAGCUGAGGCAAUACGGUGACACCAUUACUGUAGCCUGUGGGUCCGAGGAGGAAGCCGUCUCGUUCUAUUGCAGGGCAACCAAUGCUGUGGGAAGCUCACGGUCUCCGUCCGUUCGAAUCCCAAAUCAACGUGAAGCAGCCAUUCUGCCCUCCUCGCAGUGCACCAGAUACCCCACCAAUGUGACCUGCCACUGCAUGGUGCAAUCCUGCUUCCCGGUUAACGUGAGCUGGGGGUUCCUGGGCCGGACGGUGCAGAACUCGGAGACCGAGGGGGGCUACCUGACGCAGUGUGUCCGCGCUGGGAUCCUGGUGACUAACACGCUGACCAUCCGCGGAGACAACCUGACGUUGGAGACGGUGAGCUGCUCAGUGGCGAACCCCAGAGGGCUGCCUCCCUCGCAGAUGAAGUUGGAGGUCGUGGCGGACGACGGGCAGGGACACGGUGCCUCCUCCCCAGUCGAAGAGCCAGCUGCCGAGGUGGCUCGCUACACUUGUGCGCCCCAGGUUGUUGUUCUGUGA
Pristis pectinata (smalltooth sawfish) is the source of this 1679-nucleotide messenger RNA. Its product is annotated as sialoadhesin-like. The record is from RefSeq and is a predicted model, not a curated record. Bases 345 to 1679 code for a protein of 444 amino acids. The transcript has 8 exons. NCBI's taxonomy places the organism in Eukaryota, Metazoa, Chordata, Chondrichthyes, Rhinopristiformes, Pristidae.